AUGGCGUCACUCUCUCCUCGGUUGCUGCCCUUCCUGGGGCUUCUCCUGCUCACGGCAGGUUUGGCAGCAGCAUCGUUCGCAACCGACGAUCCGUCGCUGAGCACGUUGGAUCAUGGCCUCCUCGGUCGGCUGGGCGACAAAGAGAGCACCCUCCAGCAUGCUUAUCAACCAGGCGCCCGCAAGCUUCUGCAAGGAAACCCAGAGGGUCAGCGCGGUGAACGCCAAGGGGGCAACAACCCGUUUCAGGGAGGCCAAGGCUUCAAACCUCGACAAAACAAUCCUUCUGGCACCACUGGAGCAACUGGCACAACUGGCACAACAGGCGCCACCGGGACACCUGGAGGCACCGGCCAGGGUAGGUCCUUCUGCAUGCAUGCGGAGGAGGCGGUAACUCCGCCGCAGCCGCAGCAGCCGCCGCCGCAGCGGCAGCUUCCGGCAACAGCGCUGCAGCAGUCGCAGCCGCAGCCGCAUCUGGCAAGAAUGGCGCAGCGGCAGCAGCGGCAGCAGCGGCCGCUGCAGCUGCAGCAUCUCCCGGCGGCCAGAACAGUGGUGAGGCUGCUGCUGCAGCAGCCGCAGCAGCGGCCGCAGCAAACGGCCAGAGCGCCGCCGCCGCAGCUGCAGCAGCCGCCGCCGCGGGAGGGUCCAACAGCGCCGCAGCAGCCGCAGCAGCAGCAGCUGCUGCGCAAGGCAUGCCCCAAAUGCAAGGAUGCGGCCGCAGCUGCAGCAGCGGCUGCAGCCGCCGCCGCAGGGCGCGGAUAG
Molecule: messenger RNA, 759 nt
Organism: Coccomyxa subellipsoidea C-169
Lineage: Eukaryota; Viridiplantae; Chlorophyta; Trebouxiophyceae; Coccomyxaceae
Exons: 8
Coding region: 1-759 (252 amino acids)
Source: RefSeq, a predicted model, not a curated record